AAAUAGUUUUUUUUACUGAAUUCGGUACAAUGUCGGCAUUUCUAGUAUCCCGAGUCCCAGUCCCCGGCAGUGGUCCGCGUGUGUUUACAGUGGUGUCGUGGACAGUGGCAGCAGCUCCGCGCCGUCAAAGAAUCGCCAUCAAAUGACUAAAAUCAGCGAAGAUCCUGUUCUUUUCACCCUUCGUUAUGGCUACUAAGAAAAGAAAAGUGGACGCCGAGUGUCGUGCUUUCAAUGAAGAAUGGGGAGUAAAGUACUUCUUUGUGGAAAGUUCGAAGGACCAGAAAGCUACUUGCGUGGUAUGCAGCGAAAGUAUUGCCGUUCUGAAAGAGUACAAUCUUCGGCGUCACUAUGAAACAAAACAUCUAUCAACAUAUUCAAAGUUUUCUGGAAAGUUACGCUCUGAGAAAUAUGAGUCCAUGAAACGUGGUUUAGAAACUCAAAGAAAUCUCUUCAAGAGAAAGUUUACUGAAAAUGAAACAAGUUACAAAAUAGUGCAUAAGAUGGCAGAGCGAGGAAAACCGUUUACUGAUGGCAACUUCAUCAAAGAGUGCAUGAUGGAAGCAGCAAAUGACUUGUGUCCUGAGAAAGCCAAUUUGUUUGGAGGUAUCAGCCUUUCGGCAAGUACAGUUGUGCGGAGAACAGAAGAACUUGGAGAGAACAUAGUGCUACAGAUACGCGAGAAAGCUAGGAACUUCUUGUGGUAUUCUCUUGCGCUGGAUGAGUCUACUGAUCUCUCGAGUACGUCACAACUUCUCGUGUUCAUUCGUGGUGUCAAUUUAGACUUUCAGAUAACGGAAGAGUUGGCAUCCGUUUGUAGCAUGCAUGGAACAACAACUGGAAAAGACAUUUUCACGGAAGUGCAGAAAACUUUGCAAGACUAUAACCUUCAGUGGAAUCAGCUUCGAGGUGUUACAGUUGAUGGAGGAAAAAACAUGGCUGGAGUGAGGAAGGGUCUGGUGGGGCAGAUCAGGACUCAUUUGGAAGAUUUGCAAAUUCCGGGCGCUCUGUUCAUACACUGCAUCAUACAUCAGCAAGCACUCUGUGGGAAAGCCUUAGAUAUUUCUUGUGUACUGAAACCAGUCGUUUCUGCUGUGAACUUCAUUCGGGGACAUGCACUCAAUCACCGUCAGUUCCAGGCUUUUCUUGAAGAAAUUGAUUCUGAUUUCUGUGACUUGCCUUAUCACACAGCAGUGAGGUGGCUCAGCUGCGGUAAAGUCUUGUUUCGUUUUUAA
This is a messenger RNA of Eriocheir sinensis (Chinese mitten crab), 1232 nucleotides long. RefSeq names its product general transcription factor II-I repeat domain-containing protein 2-like. The transcript is spliced from 2 exons. The record is from RefSeq and is a predicted model, not a curated record. NCBI's taxonomy places the organism in Eukaryota, Metazoa, Arthropoda, Malacostraca, Decapoda, Varunidae. The coding region runs from base 186 to 1232 and encodes 348 amino acids.